This is a messenger RNA of Schistosoma rodhaini, 3353 nucleotides long. The record is from the annotation of a GenBank genome assembly. Lineage: Eukaryota; Metazoa; Platyhelminthes; Trematoda; Strigeidida; Schistosomatidae.
AUGGGGAAUUGUUUCCAAGGAAUGGUUAUAUCGAUGUUUGUAAGGGAUAGAGCGUUCACUUUUGGACACGGUGAGAUAAGCAACAGCGUUGGCGUUAAAGCCUCACAGCCAAUGGAUGAUGUCAGUCCUUUCCUACCGUCCAGAUCCUUGUCCAGCAAAUCUAGAGUUUCUGAAACUUUUCAAAGCAGUCCGCCUUUGGUUAGGUGUGUGAAAUCCAAGCCGCAGUCAUGUCAACCUACAAAUACUACAUCAAACUUGGCGAUAAGUCCUUCUCAUCCUUCUGAAACACAAACUGUAACAGCUUCCAAGAUUAGUGGUAGAAGUGUUAAGCAGUCAAAACCUAAACAUUACGUUGCAUUAUUCGAUUAUAAUGCUCGAACGGAGGAGGAAACAUUUCUUUGCAGAAGAGAUGAAGUCUUACUUUUAGCUGACACAGAUCCAGAUUGGUGGCUUGUACAGAACUUAAGUUCCGGUAGGAAAGGAUAUGUUCCAAGCUCGUUUGUUGCGAAAAAAGGAUCAGUUGAGGCUGAAGAAUGGUUUAUGCCCAGGUUGUCGCGUAAGGACUCUGAAAGGCUACUACUACUGGAAGGCAACGCUCAAGGCGUAUUUUUAGUACGUGAAAGUGAAACCAGCCAAGGUUCCCUAACAUUAUCUGUACGAGAUGAAGAACGUGGAUUAUCCGGUAUUAUGAAUACAGUGAAACACUAUCGUAUCAAGCAUCCGGAUUAUCGCUAUUACUAUAUUACAACCAAAUGUAGUUUUUCUAGUCUUCAAGAAUUAAUACAAUUUUACUCAAUUGAUUCUCAUGGUUUAUGUUGUAAACUUACAAGGGCAUGUCUAUGUCCACCACCAAUAACUUCAGAUUUAUCAGUUAAAACAAAAGAUCAUUGGGAAAUAUCUAAAUCUUCAAUUGUUUUAAUUGAAAAACUUGGAGCUGGACAAUUUGGUGAAGUUUGGAAAGGUACUUGGAAUGGUACUACAGAAGUUGCUGUAAAAACUCUAAAACAAGGUACAAUGACCAAGGAGGAUUUUCUAAAAGAAGCUCGUAUUAUGCGUGCAGCUCAACACCCGAAAUUAGUUCGAUUAUAUGCUGUAUGCACAGAAGAUCCUAUUUAUAUUGUUACUGAAUUAAUGUGUAAUGGUAGCCUGCUACAAUAUCUUCGUGAUGGACCUGGAAAAAAUUUACUAAUUAAUCAAUUGGUUGAUAUGAUGGCUCAGAUUGCUAAUGGAAUGGCUUAUUUGGAGAAGGAGCACUAUAUUCAUCGUGAUUUGGCCGCGCGUAAUAUUUUAGUUGGGGAAAAUAAUUGUGUUAAAGUGGCUGAUUUUGGUUUAGCUCGUAUGGUGGAAGAUCACUACUGUACAUAUAUGGCGCAGAAAAGUACAAAAUUCCCAAUUAAAUGGACAGCACCAGAGGCUGCAUUAAUGGGUCGUUUUACAAUAAAAUCAGAUGUCUGGUCAUUUGGUAUUGUCAUUUACGAAUUAAUUACACUAGGUCAAGUUCCUUACCCAUCAAUGAAUAACACAGAGACAUUGCAUCAAGUUAGUACUGGUUAUCGCAUGCCACGUCCAGUGAAUUGUCCACAACCAAUUUAUGAUAUGUUAUUACGAAUAUGGGAUAGCUGUCCAGAAAAACGUCCUACAUUCUCAUCUCUAUUUGAAUUUUUCGAAGAUUAUUUUGUCACUUCUGAUGCUAAUUAUAAACAUGCUAAUUCAGCAUUAACUGCAUGUAGUGCUUGUAUCACAACAGUUAAUAAUAAUAAUAACAAUAAUAAUAAUAAUAAUAGUCUACACCAUCUAUCAAACUUAACACCACUUGACACAACAAGUUCAUCUAGCACAACGUCGAUCAAUGUCGACAGUACUCAUUCCGCUGUAUCCAAAUGUUGUAGUGGAGGUCUGUUAUUAAGAGAUAAAUUACUGCGCCAAAGUACUCAAUAGUUGAACAAACAAGUGAUUAAAUUCAGUUCUUAAUUCUUGUUUGGUUGUGUAGUUUGUCUCCAUGUUAUUGAUUAAUGGAUCAUUGAAACUAUCUACCUGAAUGUAAUCAGAUUAUUCUUUUUGCUCAUCUUUUCUUUUUUUUUUUAUAAAAAAAAUGGAAAAUUGUGUUUAAUGUUUCAUUAACUGCAAUACGAAUUAUUUCCUAAUUUAUUUAUUUAUAAAGUGUAUUAAAGUGUAUUGUCCAUUUAUGAUGCAUUUGAUGAUGAUAGUAAUGAUAAUGAGAGCCAUUUCAUUUGACAGUGAUGAUGAUUAUUAUCAUAAUAAAACGUUGAUGUAUUGAAAUGUGAAAUGUCUGUUUAAUUAUCAGAAUAUCUAUUGUAAUUAUGAUUAACUUUUAUCUUCUUUGAUCAACGAACACACUCAAGAAGAAUUGCAUUUACAAGUAAUAUCUAUUGUAAAUAUUAAUACAACAACUGACAAGCGUUACCGUAACUCAGGGUUUUGAACAAUGCAUUUCAUUGUCCUUUUUUUAUUUUUUUAUUUAAGCAUAUACUGUUUGUUGUUUUCUUUUUCUCUCCGAUUAAUGAUAAAGUAUUUCUCAUUAUCUCUGUUUAUCUUACUUUAAUUCUCUUCUUAAUUGUAUUCCUUCAUUUAUUUACCUUCAAUCAUUCAUACCUUUUUAUUUAUGACAUGUAAAUUUAUAUUAUAAUAUUAAUUUCUAUGGUGAUUGUAUUGUGUAACUGACUUUUCAUUGACUUAUUAUGCAAUUUCGUGAUUCGUUCCUUCUCCUCUUUUCUGAAAUAUAUUUCACUUUAAAAAAUUAUUGAAUGAUAGAAAAACAUUAGGUCAUAAAUUUCACUUAAUUGUUUAUCCUUUUUUCGUGUUGUGGACGAUUUGUUUAAACAUUCUUGAUUCUAACUUGAAACAAUGAUGGAUUAUUAUUUCUAAUAAUGAGUGUUUUGUUUUCAUUAGUUUACUAAUUCAAUCCCCCCCCCAAAGAGUAAUUGCAUAUUUUCAAAAUCAAAAGUAUUUGUCGCUUUCUUUUCAUAUUUGUUAUUCUUUUAUUUUGAAUACAGGAAAGUAUAUAUCUAUGCAUUUCUCCUCCUUAUCCUUCCUAAUUAACUGACUACAUUAUUAUUAUUAUUAUUAUUGAUUUAUCUAUUCAUUCUAGGCUAAUAAUUUUGUUCAUAACGAUUCCAAAAUGUUAUAACUUGUUUAUGUGUUAAUGGUUUUAUUGUGAUAAUCUUCUUUUGCUGUUAUAAGUAGGAUAUGUGUACUUAAUUAGUCGGUUUGUAUGAAUGAAUUUUCCGAUACAUGUAUGUGUGAUUUUGAUGUCAGUUUAAUAAAUCUCCGUCUCUACAACAUUCGUUUGAACAAUUUUUUUUAGUUUUCAUUAGUAAACUGGUUAUCAACGC